UUAAAAUCUGACGUUUCCAUUCAGUGCACGCCAAACUCGUUUCAUGUGGAUGCGAGCGAGCGUUUUCGUGCUUCGUCUAAUUGUUUCCUCAAAAUAUAUUUAAAGGAAUUGAUUUAAUUCUGGUGUAGAAGUACAAUUCCAGAUCAAACAAUCUUUUUGCAAUGGAUGAUGGUGAUUACGAUAACGACGAUGUCGGUGGGGACGAAUUCGACGACGUAGAAGAGGACGAUAACAUUGAUGAGCUGAACCAGGAGGAAGAUGGGGAUAAUAUCGAACUGAUUACACCAGGCCAGGCAGGGGGCGGAGUGCCCAAGUCCAAACGGAUCACCACUAAAUAUAUGACGAAGUACGAACGAGCUCGAGUUUUGGGCACCCGGGCGCUGCAGAUUGCGAUGUGCGCGCCAAUUAUGGUUGAACUGGAGGGCGAAACGGACCCUCUGCAGAUUGCCAUGAAGGAGCUGAAGCAGCGAAAGAUUCCCAUCAUCAUACGACGAUUCCUGCCUGAUGCUUCGUAUGAGGAUUGGAGCAUUGACGAAUUGAUUAUCAUCGAUCAUUAGGAACGAUGGUUCGAUGAAUGUUUGUGUGAGUGUAUGAGCAAAAGAUAUUUUAGUUACUAGAUAAAGAUUGUCGCUGUCGUCGCUGUCCGGAACAUCUUUUGCUGGCGAGGAUAGGGGAGCUAAAUGUCAAAGAAGGAAAAUGCAUACGAUUUGACAGGUAUGUACCACACAUGUUUCGGACAGCAGAACAAAGGGAACAGUAGCGACAAUCUUUAUCUAGUAACUAAAAUAUCUUUUGUAUGAGCAAAUCUGGAUUAAUAUAUUUUUAAGGAAUCUAUGACCUCGGAACGGA
This is a messenger RNA of Armigeres subalbatus, 849 nucleotides long. RefSeq names its product DNA-directed RNA polymerases I, II, and III subunit RPABC2 (gene RpII18). Gene Ontology annotation, molecular function: DNA binding. The transcript has 2 exons. Lineage: Eukaryota; Metazoa; Arthropoda; Insecta; Diptera; Culicidae. Gene Ontology annotation, cellular component: RNA polymerase I complex; RNA polymerase III complex; RNA polymerase II, core complex. The record is from RefSeq and is a predicted model, not a curated record. The coding region runs from base 162 to 557 and encodes 131 amino acids. Gene Ontology annotation, biological process: transcription by RNA polymerase II; tRNA transcription by RNA polymerase III; transcription by RNA polymerase I.